This is a messenger RNA of Helicoverpa armigera (cotton bollworm), 1876 nucleotides long. Its product is annotated as 43 kDa receptor-associated protein of the synapse homolog. Gene Ontology annotation, molecular function: acetylcholine receptor binding; protein-membrane adaptor activity. Bases 406 to 1860 code for a protein of 484 amino acids. Lineage: Eukaryota; Metazoa; Arthropoda; Insecta; Lepidoptera; Noctuidae. The transcript has 12 exons. The record is from RefSeq and is a predicted model, not a curated record. Gene Ontology annotation, cellular component: neuromuscular junction; plasma membrane. Gene Ontology annotation, biological process: synaptic transmission, cholinergic; positive regulation of neuromuscular synaptic transmission.
AUAACGACUCCAUGCAUUCCUUAUUCCGCGAGAACAACAUCCCUCGAUUGGGGUGUGAACCGUUCUUAAGGACACUUAUAACAUUAAAAUUAAACAAAAUAACACUAUUUACUAAAUAAAUAACAAUUCAAAAAUCAAAAUAAACGUCAAACGAAUAUAUUUUGAUAGUGCAAUAUAAAAAUUUUGUGGUUUUUCUGUGAAAAUUCGGAUCAAAUGUGAUAAGUGAAAAAUGUCCACGGUAAUCAAUCCGUGAUCAGAUGUAUAUCAGCAGUGUUGUAACAAUGGAUGUUAUGGAUCACUACAUUAAUCACAAUUAUUCUUAAUCAGCGACUCACCGCGCUGAGCGAGCGAGAUAGCGCGAUGCAUCCAACUAGUAGGUGACGCUGUCGGCUACACCCGCGGAACAUGUCAUGGGACUCUAUAGAGUCGCGCGACUUCCUAGGCGGGGUGCCGGCCCACCAGCUGUCGGCGACACGUCUGCUGAGCUCACCUGACCCAUCCAGACACCACCUCGAAGAGCCACAAGAAGCCUACCCAUUCGCAGAAGAAUACCGAGCGAACGCUGGCUCCGGGCGGAAUGGCACGCUGGUGUGGGGCGCCCGCUUCGGGCCCGCUCACCGCCCGCCCACGGCCGGCCUGCUCGACUGCUUCCGAGCCUGCAGGUCGAGGCUGGACCAGUAUCUUGCAAGAAGGAAGAUCGAGCGCGGAGUCCGUCUCUACGGUCAGAAUGAACAACGGCUAGCAGUCAAGGUCUGGCUAUCUGCUCUCCGAGGAGUCAGACAUAGAAGUGACAAGUUCGCGCUACUAGGCCAUUUGUACCAGGCUUAUAUGGACUUCGGGAAGUAUCGAGAAUCUCUGGAAUUCGCGAACAGACAGCUGGGUAUAUCUGAAGAGCUGGACUCGGCGCCAAUGAGGGCUGAGGCUUACUUGAACCUCGCUAGAGCACACCAGACCUUGGGAGGACUCGACAGAGCCCUUUCCUACGCUCGUCAAGCGCUCUACAACGACUGCGGCGGCGGAUCCACAGCGGGUUGCGUACAUCUAACUGUAGCAGCCGUCAGUUUAGAACUGGGAGCGUUUUCUAAAGCCAUGGACGCUUUCCAAAAGGCUCUAGCUGUGGCCCAAGCGCAGAAUGAUAAUACGCUGUUGUUGCAGGUAUACGUAGGUCUCUCAGAGCUCUGGCGUCGUCUCCGCGACGCAGAACGCGCAGUAGCGUGUGCGGCCCGCGCCUGCGACCUGGGCCGCGGGCCCCGCGCCGCCGACCUCAACACCCGCCACCACCGCACCGCGCUAUUGCAGAUGGCCGCCGCUUUGAGAGCACGCGGCGAGCUGGGGGAUGCGCAUGAUUAUUGUAAUGAAGCAUUACGACUGGCCGCAGUGGCGGGAGACCAGGGAUGUUACGCGCGAGCUGUCCGCAUCGCGGGCGAUGUGUACCGAAGAAAAUGUGACAUCGGGAAGGCUUUAAGACAUUACGAAGUAGCAAUGGGAGCGGGUCAAGCUUUAGGCGACCGCCUCGCCCAAAUGGAAGCCAUGGACGGGGCCGCCCGAUGCCUCGAGGCGUUGAGACUGCAAGGCCGGAUCUGUAAUUGUAGGCCAUUGGAGUUCAAUACAAGGCUGCUGGAGGUUGCUACUUCUGUUGGGGCUAAGAUGUUAGUACGUCGCGUACGUCUGCGCCUAGCAGAGAUCUACACCGGCCUGGGCGACGUGGAGGCGGCAGCGAGACAGAAGCGAGCGGCGGCCGCGUGGGCAGCGCCCGCCUGCGCCCGCUGCCGCUCCCCGCUCGCCGAGCGCGCCGAGCCGCUCGCGUCUCUGCCCUGCGCGCAUAUCGUGCAUCACGCGUAUGUAUCUAUAUACAACUAGCUGCCCCCGCCUGCGC